AUGGCCUCAUUCGCGCGCCCGUCGCUGCUCCGGCAGACUCUUGCGACCACUCGGUCGCCCAUUCUGCGCCAGAAUGUCGGAGUGUCGCAGGCCGUCGCCUUCCACGCCUCGGCCCGGAAGCAGAUCCUGCCCCCGUUGCCGCAGACCCUUAACGGAACCAUGAACGAGCCCGUUCCCGUUCCCAAGCCUCACCCUUCCGAGGGCAGCUACCACUGGACUUUUGAGCGCGCUGUCUGCGUCGGUCUGAUCCCCCUCUCCAUCGCUCCUUUCGCCGCCGGCUCCCUCAACCCUGUCAUGGACGCCGUCCUCUGCUCCCUCCUGGUUGCCCACUCCCACGUCGGAUUCCAGGCCGCCAUCAUCGAUUAUUUCCGCCCCCAGCGUGUGCCCAAGUUCCACGCCCUCUGCGUGUGGCUCCUGCGCGGCUUCACCCUGACCACCGCUGUCGGUCUGUACGAGUUCGAGACCAACGACGUCGGUAUCACCGAGGCCCUGCGCCGGAUCUGGAACGCAUAG
This is a messenger RNA of Penicillium argentinense, 513 nucleotides long. RefSeq names its product CybS family protein. The record is from RefSeq and is a predicted model, not a curated record. Gene Ontology annotation, cellular component: membrane; mitochondrial envelope. Bases 1 to 513 code for a protein of 170 amino acids. NCBI's taxonomy places the organism in Eukaryota, Fungi, Ascomycota, Eurotiomycetes, Eurotiales, Aspergillaceae. Gene Ontology annotation, molecular function: ubiquinone binding; heme binding. Gene Ontology annotation, biological process: tricarboxylic acid cycle; mitochondrial electron transport, succinate to ubiquinone. The transcript has 5 exons.